CAUUGGAUCAAGCUCUUAUUCGCGGAUCAUUACAACGGUUUGUUAACGGGACAGAGUACAUAAAACAUUGUAGUUCCUUGAACUGAAAUAAUCAUUCAUUAGACAAACUUUCUUCAAUUGCAGUGACAAACCAACAUUACUCUACUUUUGUUGUGCAUCCUUCGUUUGCACUAAGGAAUCAAAUGACAUUCCCUCCUUCCUGCAAAGCGGGACAAUGACAUUGUAGGUGGAAGAUAAGUUACCAACUCCAAAUUAUCACGCUCUUCCAAUUUCGUCUUGAUUUCCAGAACCCAUUUCUCCGUCUCUAAAUCAAUCACCCGCAACUCGUUCUUCGAAAUCUUCGAAUUCAUGGCGCACCCCGCGAACAGCUUGCCGUCCUUCCAUAGCCCUGGAACCGCAGCCAAGUAAUCGAAUCAACAGGGAAUCCCUCCACCUUGUACAACCUGACCCAAGAACACUUCCCUUCCGCCAGAGCAGCGUAGCUCAGCGUUGCCCACACCUCCCAAACCGUCCCCUUCCAGACUUCAAUUCUGGACGAAAUCGCCACCAGGCACGACUCUUCUUUAACCAUGUGGAAAGAAUGUCUCGCCCGAAAGAAAUCCGCGACCCGAUCUAUGGGCACGGGCAAUCGCAGCUCCGCGAACGCUUCCUUGCCCAUGUCGAAUGUGAAAAGGGCCAGACGAUUGCCGUAAUAAUAGGGCGAGAUCCAGUGGCAUCUAGCCGACGACGACGAGCAGCCGAGCGACUGGACGGCGUCCAAUUCGCGGCCGAGCGUGUCCGGCGCGGACUUGAUUUUCCUGUACGAAUUUCCACCCAGGCUGUACACCAGAAACAGAGUGUUCUUCUGGGUCGGUGACGAAAUCAAUCUACGGGGCUUGUGUUCAACGGCGGGGAGCGAGACGAGUACCUUGUAGUCGCUCGUCGCCGGGUCGAAGCCGAACCCGAUCGGGGAGACGAAGCGGCGGCGGAGGCGGCGGAGGGAGCGCGGAAUCGAGGGGAGCGUGUGGGUUUCCGAGCUCGUCGGAUUCCACAGGACGAUUUUGCCCUCGAUCCUGCCAUCGCCAAGGCAGACGAUCCCGCCGGCGCAGCCCGCGACGAACGAGUCGGCGGGCAGCGAGCCGGAGGAGAGGAUGCUGAGGUCGCUGGAGGAGUGGGUGGUGUACGAGGCGGAGUGGGUGAUCAGGAACCUGGCCGCGGAUGGCAGCGGCGACGUGAUGGAUUUUUUGAUGAUUUGGGGGUCGGAAAGGAUGCGCCGCCACGAUCUGCUGACGCAGCGGCUUCGUCCGACGGCGGAGGGCGUCGGCAGCUUGGACAGGAUUUGGGUCAUCAGUUCCUCUGGCAACCACUCGUCGAAUUGCCUUCUUUUCCCGUCGCCGGUGGACAUCUUUGGAGAGAUCGGAAGAAUCAGAUUUGAGUAAUUAGGUUUACGGUCAGCGGCGAUCAUGUUAUUUUAUUUAUUAAAAUCGCUAGCUUUAUUAGUCUGUGAUCAGCAGGUAUUUGGGCCGGCCCAGGCCCAAGAAUAACGGUGUAUGUAUAUGCCGCCAGCUUGUAUUGGUUGAACCGAUUCACUCACUAGGUGGUUUCGGGUCGUAAUCGAACCCGGAUUUGCGGCUGUGAAUGAGCCGCCGGCUGGCCAUUGACUGCGUUUUUGAAACUUCCAAUCCGCAAACUACGCUCGCUCUCUUCCCUCUCAAUCGCCAAACGCCGGUACAAAAUCCAUAUGUACUGCCAGCAUCUCCGAAGAGCCUUCCUGAAUUCAACCCGAACCGGCGCCGCCGCCGAUUCCCGCCGCCGAUUCCUCCCCCGUAACUUCUCAGAUUCGCUGCCGAAGGAGGAGAGUAUAAUGGUUGGCGAAAGUGAGAAAACGGAAAUUACUCGGGUUCUGUUCUGCGGGCCUUAUUUUCCUGCUUCUCAUAACUAUACCAGAGAUUACUUGGCUAAGUAUCCUUUCAUUCAGGUUGAUGAUGUUCCUCUCAGUGAAGUGCCCGAUGUCAUAGCUAAUUACCACCUCUGCGUGGUGAAAAACAUGCGGCUGGAUUCAAAUGUCCUGUCGCGGGCGAAUCGGAUGAAGCUGGUGAUGCAGUAUGGUGUGGGGCUUGAAGGUGUGGACAUUGAUGCUGCUACGAAAUGUGGGAUCAAGGUAGCUAGAAUCCCCAGUGAUGUGACUGGAAAUGCGACAUCUUGUGCAGAGAUGAGUAUAUAUCUGAUGUUGGGUCUUCUGCGUAAGCAGCAUGAGCUUGAAACUGCAGUGCAGCAAAAAAAGCUUGGAGAACCAAUUGGUGACACUUUAUUUGGCAAAACGGUAUUCAUUUUGGGAUAUGGAAAUAUAGGGAUUGAGUUGGCUAAGCGAUUGAAGCCAUUUGGUGUGAGAAUUAUUGCCACAAAGAGGAGUUGGGCCCUGCAUUCCAAUGGUAAUAGUGCACCACCUCAAGGUGGCAUUGUUCAUGAUUUGGUUGACGAGAAGGGUAGUCAUGAAGAAAUUCACGAGUUCGCUGGCAAGGCGGACAUAGUUGUUUGCUGCUUAUGUAUGAACAAAGAGACAGUAGGUAUAGUAAACAAUUUAUUCGUAUCUUCAAUGAGAAAGGGUUCCCUUUUGCUAAACAUUGCUCGAGGAGGCUUACUAGAUUACUCAGCUGUUUUCGACCACCUUAAGUCGGGACACUUGGGUGGCUUGGGCAUUGAUGUGGCAUGGACCGAGCCUUUUGAUCCAAAUGAUCCGAUUCUAAAGCUCAACAAUGUCAUCAUCACUCCUCAUGUAGCAGGGGUUACAGAACACUCGUACAGAUCCAUGGCUAAGGUUGUUGGAGAUGUUGCCCUUCAACUCCAUGCAGGGGAUCCUUUGACUGGCAUCGAGUGUGUGAACUAACGGACACAUACGACUGAUGAAUGCUUUCCAAUUAUCUCUAAAGCAUCACAGGGGGGUUCGCCCAGAGAGUUGAACCUGUGCGGUUAUCAUUUGCAUUUCAUCGCCUUUCAGCCUGAAAAAUGACCCAUGAGAGGGAUGUAAUAAGCCCACAUGGUGCGUCGUGGUUUCCUCGACUGAGAUUAGAUUCUCAGAAGCAGAAAACCGGACAUGGAAACCAGUGUACACCAACAAGUUUUGAUCUUUAUAGUACACUGUCAUCAUUGCACUUGACAGUAUUGCAGUUGACCAUCCACUGUGAUCCCUUUUGAAAGAUGGCAA
Molecule: messenger RNA, 3184 nt
Organism: Linum tenue
Lineage: Eukaryota; Viridiplantae; Streptophyta; Magnoliopsida; Malpighiales; Linaceae
Source: the annotation of a GenBank genome assembly